GCCGCACUCGGCCAUGGUGUGGCUCCUUGCAGCCGUCCAUAUUCGAUCAGUAGAUGGUGUGGCGAAUGCGCCCCUGUCGUGCAUCGCACAGUGUGCGCAGACAUGCAAUUGCCCCAUCAAUUCAAAUGGCGACGUCUGCAGCAACCGCGGCAUGUGUUUGAAUGGAGCCUGUCGGUGCAAUAGCGGGUUUGGCAGCACGAAUACAUCCGUUGGGGUGUGUGAUGUCGAGUACGUUUCGCUCAACAACAGCACGUACCUGUUUGUCCUGAUCGCGUCCUGCGUGUGUGGCCUUCUCGCGUACAACGCGUCGCUCGUCUACCUCUACUACACAGAUCAUUCCCUCUUUCAAAAGUCUCGACCUGCCUUUGCGCAUGCCAUGAACGCAGGCACGAUCCUCAUCGCGGCGUCCAUUGCAGUCGCAUCGUCCAUCGUGGCGGACCCUCUCUCGUGCUCCAUCUUGUGGUGCAUCGCGGACCUCUCGUUCGUUCUAGUGUUUGGCACGAUCUUACUGCGUCUGUACCGCAACGUGUGCGUCUUGCUGUCGUCUGCGAAAGGCCCCCCGAUCAAGUUUCCCGACAAGUGGGUAUUUGCACUCCUCGGCGGACUGCUGCUGAUCGAAGCAGGAAUCUUGGCGGGGGUGUGGGCAUUUCGUGGGUUUACUAUGCACGACACACCACUCUGGCCGAAUGCGGACGGUGUGACGUGGACGAAAUUCCAAGGGUGUUUUCUCGAUUCCCAACAUGCAGCGAUUGCCCUGAUCGCUCCGAAAGGCCUGACCUUGCUCGUGAUUGUCGCGUUCGCUCUGCAACUGCGGCGUAGCAAGAAGGAAGAGCGUGAUAUGACGAAGCUCGCGUCCUGCGUCGCCAUCACCCUUGCGCUGUGGGCGAUCGGGCUCUCGCUAUACGGGACGGCGACCAAAGCCCACGGGGACAUGUUUUACCUCUGCCUCGUCUUUUUGCUCUUGCUACCGUCCGCCAUGGUCGUGGCCAUCACGACGUACCCCAAAUGGAUUGAAAUCCACCGACUGGGCGGCCACUUUACGCCGACCGUCCGCCCCAGCACGAAAAACUCGGCCGAUCUCAACCUGUACCUUCAUCACAUCGACUGGCACGACGUCGCGCAAGUCGAAGAGGCUGAGACACAGCUCACCGCAUUCGUGGCGAGCGACCCUCGCCACGGCCUCGACAUCGGUACAAUCCUCAUGCUGCUGUCGGACAAAGUCCGGCACCGCGGUAUUCGUCGCCUCGCCGUGGCGCAGCUCCAGCACGCCGACGUGGCGUCCGUCAGUCUGGUCUUUCCCCAGCUGCUCCAGGCCCUCAAGUACGACCUCGACGCGGACGUCGGGGACGUUGCAGCAUCUCCGCUCGUCCAGGCGCUGCUGCGAUAUGCCCGCGAGUCCAUCGUCGUCGCGCAUACAUUUCACUGGAGCGUGGUGGUCGAGCUCGAAAACACGGUUGCGGUCGUCGUUGACGACAUGGAGAUCAAGCACCAAGACCGGCCGACCAAGGCGCUGUAUGCCGCGCUGCACGAGCUCUUUCUCGACGCCAUGGCGACGACGGCACAUGGCCACUUGGUGGCCCAUCAAAUCGAGAUCGUGUCGUUUCUGGCCCACGUGUACGACGGAAUGGCUCGACAUCACGUGGACGCUAUGACGAUCCAGUUGCGUGAAGCGCUGACAGGUCCCGAAGCCACGUUUUCGUCGCUCCAUCCUCUGUAUCCGUCGAUUUGGGUGCGCGGGUUCGACCCGGCGCAGUCGUUUGUGUUCAAGAGCAAUGCCAAGCCGAUGAAGGUGCACCUUGUCGUGGACACAGCGGCCCAGUUGGAGCAUAUUACCGUCGACAUGCGGUCGGCGCUCGAUCGAACGGCGUCGACAAAGGCGGCGCUUGCCCACAUCAGACACACUGUCGACGUGACUGUGGCUGACGUCCGAGGCAGCAGCACCAACGCAACGAUUCGAAUCGACGUCCACGGGCAUGUGCAAACGUGUACUGUCGACGACCGAGGUGGUGUCGAGGCGCGGUUUGAGGUCGGCGAAGUGCCUCAACUAGUCGAGCUCUUGCUCGUCGACGGCCGAUGGAACGAGUACGGCACCGGUCCAAGCAGCCACAGCGGCGGCAACGACACGACCCCGUCGCGCAUGCUGGAGGUACACUUGCCUCCAUCGCUGUACUUGCCCCCGACAGAGAUGCAAAUGCCCGACUCUGACGUGUAUGCGACUGUCAGCGUCAUUGUGACGAGCCAUACAACCCAUGGCCACGAUGACGCGACGAAAGAAGGCCUUGCGCGCGCAGUCACGGAGAAGCUCCACGGGACCAUCGACGCGGUAUCGCCCGGCAUUAUCUUCAAGCAUGGCGACGACCUGCGCCAAGACGCGCUGGCGCUGCAACUGCUCGCGGUCAUCGACUCGAUCUGCACGCGUCACGGCCAGCUCCAUUUGCACUUUACGCUCUACCGCGUGCUGGCUACGUCGGUGAACGAGGGCAUUGCCGAGUUUGUGCCGCACAGCGCGCCGCUGUCCCAAGUGCUCCGGGACAACCACCACAGCAUCCUCGAGUUUUUGCAGCGCCAUCAGUUUGAUGCGGACGCGCCGAACCAGGUCAAGCCCCAUGCCAUGGACAUCUUUGUGCGCAGCGUUGCAGGGUACUGCGUCGCCACGUACGUGCUGGGGGUGGGCGAUCGCCACCUGGACAACUUGAUGCUGAAAUCGACGGGCCACUUUUUUCACAUUGAUUUUGGAUUCCUCUUUGGAAAAGACCCCAAGCCGAUGCCGCCGCCAUUCCGGCUCACUCCCGACAUGGUCCAUGCGAUGGGCGGACUCGACGGCGAAGCGUUCCAACUGUGCAUCGCGUACGCAUGCGAGUGCUUCAACUUGCUGCGGAAGCACGCGCACGUUCUCUUGGCGGUCCUCCAUCUGACGAAAGAGGCCGGGAUCCCGCACAUGCACACCAACCUGAAUCAAGAGAAGGACGUAGCCAUACACGAAGUCGAGAAGCGCCUCGUGCUGCGGGCGUCGAGUGAAAAAGCAAGGCAGUUCAUGACGCAGCUCAUGGUCGAGUCGCAGAACCCGCAGACAACGGCGCGGUUGAGCCUCCUGGAGCGAAUCCACCGCGUCGCUGUUGCUCUCAAGUAAGAAAAGGAAUCGAAACGUCUUGCACGCAGAA
Molecule: messenger RNA, 3161 nt
Organism: Aphanomyces invadans
Lineage: Eukaryota; Oomycota; Saprolegniomycetes; Saprolegniales; Verrucalvaceae
Exons: 10
Coding region: 14-3130 (1038 amino acids)
Biological process (GO): endocytosis; phosphatidylinositol-mediated signaling; autophagosome assembly
Cellular component (GO): membrane; phosphatidylinositol 3-kinase complex, class III, type I; peroxisome
Molecular function (GO): G protein-coupled receptor activity; 1-phosphatidylinositol-3-kinase activity
Source: RefSeq, a predicted model, not a curated record